AUGGUCAAGCAGAAGGGCAUCUCGGUAUGGGAAAACCAGAAGGACGACAAGGUGUCGUCUUUCAGGUUCAUCAUUCAUGCUGUCAAGCCUGCGAAUGAAGGCAACAGGAAAGCAUGGUGUGACACCGAAGGAAAAGGGGCCCAACUGAACACAGCUCUAGAGCUGCUACAGUCGGAAGAUGGUGUCCAGGAGUGCCGGAAGCAAUUGCAAGAGUUGCUCAAAUGCCUUCCGGAGGAACUCGCGCCGGUCUCUGUCUUCAAUGGACCCUUCAGGUAA
Messenger RNA from Colletotrichum chrysophilum, 276 nucleotides. RefSeq lists its product as uncharacterized. The transcript has 2 exons. The record is from RefSeq and is a predicted model, not a curated record. NCBI's taxonomy places the organism in Eukaryota, Fungi, Ascomycota, Sordariomycetes, Glomerellales, Glomerellaceae. The coding region runs from base 1 to 276 and encodes 91 amino acids.